AUGAAGUCACACUCCUCCUUGUGGCAGCAACUCCUACGAGCGGGGAUAUAUGUACUAUUUGUGGCUAACGUCAAUUCAUCCGAUGUGACAAUCAGCGUGCCUACCGUCAACAGUGACGCACAAGUUAUCGAUGCGGACUUUUGUGGCUUCGCUUUUGAGCAGGCAUCAUUCGAGGAAUACGCCGUGGACGUCGACGGCAAUGCUAAUCAGUUCUCAGUGAAUCUCAUCAACGCCAUUACCUCUCGGACGGGCGGUAAACCCAUCAUUCGUCUUGGCGGCACCUCUGCAGACUAUGGAAGAUUUGAUCCCCGCCAGUCCGCGCCGGCACUUCCCAAGGCCGAGCAGGAUAACUACCAGAACGUAGGCGGCACAACCAUUGGCCCUUCGUAUUGGGAAUUGACAAGCGGCUUUUCCGAUGCGCAGUACAUUAUUCAAGUUCCUUUGGCUACCACAAAUGUCAGCGAGACCAUCGCCUGGACGCAAAGCGCCGUCGAUGCCAUAGGAUGGGACAAAAUCCAAGCCAUCGAGAUCGGCAACGAGCCAGAUCUCUACAGCGAUACCAUGACUGGAGCCAAUGGUAUCGCGCUGCAACCGCCCGCGUAUCAGGGGACGCUGAACAACGAAACUUAUGUGGGCAACUACACCAAGUUUGCCGCCGCCAUUGCCGACGCGGUUGCCCUGCCAGACGGCCGCGUCCUCCAGGCCUUUGACGUCUCGACUCACUUUGGUGCUGCCGUUGCAAAGGAGGCAUACAUUCUCGACGUGGAGACUUGCUUUGGCCUCGGCAUUGACGCUGACAAUCGCAUCAAGACUGUUGCUCACCACUACUACCAGAACAAUGCGGGCGACGCCUCGACACUCGCCACCGGGCUAAUGAACAUGACAGCCACGCACGCGCACCUGGAUCAAUUCCAGCGCCGGAUCUACUGGCUUCGGACCAACGAGCCCGACAUUGCGUUUGUGCUCUCCGAGGUGGGCAACUCGCUCGAUGCCACCAACAGCUACGGAUAUCAAGCACGUCUAGGCUCGGCUCUCUGGCAGGCUGACUUUUAUUUGUACGCCAUGAGCAUUGGUGUCGCACGCAUCAAUUACCAACAAAUCAUGCAUGCCGGUUACGACAUGUGGCUCCCCGUCGCGAGUGCCGGGCUAGAGGCGCAAGUAUUCGCCAACUUCUACAGUCAGCCGUUUGUCGCCGACUUCAUCGGCGCAUCGGGUUCGACGACGGUACAGCAGUUGGAGAUUGAUCACGGGGAGGAGAAGCCGAAUCUGGCUGCUUACGGCGCCUUUGAACAAGGAUCGCUCAAGAGAGUUGCCAUUUUGAAUCUGCAAUACUGGAACGAGACGACUUCUGGCACGCAGAGGCCAGUCACGAGUAUCGACUUGAGCGUGCCCGAAGGCACAACGAAAGCGAUCGUCCAAAGGCUCGGAAGCUCUGCUGGUGCCGGAGCCGGGGCAGAUACCAUCACGUAUGCUGGCAGUCAGUGGACAUAUGAGAGUCUCGGUUUGGAGGUACAAGACGUCCGAAACGAUACGUCGACUAUUGAAGUGGUCGAAGGUGUGGUGACGAUUAGUGUAUAUGACAGUGAGGCUUUGUUGGUAUCGUUGACGUGA
This is a messenger RNA of Pestalotiopsis fici W106-1, 1611 nucleotides long. RefSeq lists its product as uncharacterized. Lineage: Eukaryota; Fungi; Ascomycota; Sordariomycetes; Amphisphaeriales; Sporocadaceae. The coding region runs from base 1 to 1611 and encodes 536 amino acids. The record is from RefSeq and is a predicted model, not a curated record. The transcript has a single exon.